AUGUAUACACAUUACCACAUAUGGAACUCGUCACUGACGUCAGUCAAAUCAUUCAAUUCGCCGAUUGCCAAAAAAGUCGUCGCCAGCUUCUCCGAUGAAAUCCCAGAGAUGGAGGUGGUGAAUGGACUAAAGGCCCCAGAAUCGGCUGACCGCAUUCGGAAGGUCGUGCUCAAGGCGCCGAGGCUGCGGACGGCUAAGCGAUAUGUAGUCGAAACAGCUUCUUCCUCGUCGGCUUCUUCUGAUGAUGAGGCUUCUGAUUCUCAGUCGCAUUCGGUCAUCCGAAAGACGAAG
Mesorhabditis spiculigera is the source of this 291-nucleotide messenger RNA. The record is from the annotation of a GenBank genome assembly. NCBI's taxonomy places the organism in Eukaryota, Metazoa, Nematoda, Chromadorea, Rhabditida, Rhabditidae.